Molecule: messenger RNA, 821 nt
Organism: Gamsiella multidivaricata
Lineage: Eukaryota; Fungi; Mortierellomycota; Mortierellomycetes; Mortierellales; Mortierellaceae
Exons: 2
Coding region: 91-471 (126 amino acids)
Source: RefSeq, a predicted model, not a curated record
CGGCCCUGUCGUUCUAUGUUAUUUAUUGACCCAGAAAAUCCCUUUAAAUGCAACCCCUUCUGACUCUUCUCUAAAUGCACACCUCUCUAAAUGCACCCCCGUAACUGCACGUGCUGGUAUGAUCGUAUGAGUGUCCUGAACCUGCGACCGUGCCUAUUUCUGGAAAUAGUGGCAAUGACAAAGACCCGCCACCAAAGACCACUCCGUGUCCGCCGUCUCAUUGUGAACUCUGUGUUCUUUGUGCCGAUGCUCUUUGUCGUCUCGAUAGACCACAUCGACUGUGGGUCUAUCGUCCGUAGAAAAAUAGAAGCCUCCAAUGGCCUCUUAUUUACCUCUGGACUCUUCUUGUUACCUUUUCGGUCGAUUCCCUCUAUUUUAUUGCACUUCACACCCAAUUCCCUCACGAUGAAGGUUGAUUUGGAUGGGCGAAAUACAACAGUAUCAUAUUACGUGUGGUGCGGAUGGCUCUGAGCCCUGACAGAAACGCGUCGAAAUUCAUCCAGUCGCUUGACCGGUUCCUGUUAAAGAAUUCAUCAACCCCUGAGAAGUGUGGGAUCGAGUCGGAUUGUACAAGGACGAAUUCAGGAUGCGGCUCCAUUUUGACUGACAGACAUGGACGAUGGUUGGAGCAGCAAGAGAUGUAAAAUUGCUUGCCAAUUUGAUCGCAUAUUCUUCUAAUGCAUCACUGUUUUUUAGCUUUUCUUGUCAUGAUUCAAGUACCGCCUUGCAGAUGGUUCUACGAAGGCAUAGUAUUUUCUAGCGAUGCUAUUUACUUCCUCGUAUGGAUUGCGCGGCGAAGGGGCCUCUCUAUCCGCACUGGU